AUGGUUUCCUACAAACUCACCUACUUCGACGGUCGCGGAACAGCCGAGGUCAUCCGUCAGAUAUUUGCCCUAGCUGGUGAGAAAUACGAGGACGUCCGAAUUUCGCGCGAUGAGUGGCAGAAACUGAAACCGCAAAUGCCAUUUGGCCAGUUGCCAGUGCUUGAGGUUGAUUUGAAAGAAGUGGCGCAAUCACCAGACCAUCAAAAACUGCCUGGCAACGAGAAGACAUGGAAACUGGCACAAUCAUUCGCCAUUGCUCGAUUCCUUGCUAAACAAUUUGGAUUCUCGCCUAAAUGCCCCUUCGAAGAGGCACUUGUCGAUUCGCUCAUGGAUCAGUACAAAGAUUUUAUGAACGAGAUUCGUCCGCUUCUCAUGGUAGUGAUGGGAUUCGCUCAGGGAGAUAUUGACAAGCUCACAAAAGAUGUUUUCGUUCCUGCACGCGAUAAAUUCUUUGGUUUCAUGACAAACUUCUUGAAGAAGAAUGGCAGCGGUUAUCUCGUUGGCAGCUCCAUAACCAUCGCCGACCUUCUUCUGGCGGAAUUUUCCGCUGAAGUAGCCAAGAAAAUUCCCACGCUCUAUGAUGGGUAUCCAGAAAUCAAAGCUCAUGCCGAAAAGGUCCGCUCAAAUCCCGCGCUCAAGAAAUGGAUCGAAACCCGGCCAGAGACUAAAUUCUAAACGUUGUGAUCUUAUUUCUCGAC
Messenger RNA from Cylicocyclus nassatus, 698 nucleotides. Lineage: Eukaryota; Metazoa; Nematoda; Chromadorea; Rhabditida; Strongylidae. The record is from the annotation of a GenBank genome assembly.